UGUCGGGUGGCAGACGCGGGGCGCGGGGGGCGGCGGCGCGGGGCGGGGGGCACGGGGCAGGCGCCCGUCUAGACGCUACGUCACGCGGCCUCGCGAUACCGCGCCGGUAAACAACAAUGUGCACUGACCGAAUAUGGCACCCGGCACGCCGGAGCGGUCACCGGUCACCCUGCUCGGCCCACUGCCGACGCCGCUGCACAUCCCGUGCUGCCCAAUGCACCGCAUCGCCAUUAGAAUGCACGUGCUUGGUGACACACCCCGCGGCACACAUGUUCCCUCAUCUCUCUCCAAAGCACGUGAAAGCAUAUGGAAUUCAGUUAUGCGCAAAUCGAAAUCCGCUGCGAAGCUCUGGCCGCAGAGGUGGUAUUUUUAUAGCAAAAUUAGAGAAAUACAAGAAGAAGAAGCUGAGAAAGUCGGCAUGACUGUGGAAGAAUAUCGUGCGGCUCUGCAGUCACACAGCAGCCAACUUGAGCCCCAGCAGUACCCAGUGACCGUAGACCCGUCGCCAUCUCCUUUACCGCCUACCUCGGCAGCUAUGAUCGGGCGUCGCGCGCAGUGUCCUCUGGAGCGAUUCGGACGUCUGGUGAAAACCGACCGAGAUUAUCCGCUCCGCCCACCAUUAAGACCCGGACAAAUUUACGAUCCUUACAAGCAGACUGUUGUAUUCUUAGGGAGCGUGGAUGGUGACCCGAUAUCGUACAAGUUGCCGCCAUCCCGGUGUGAGAUGACAGACGAGAUGUGGGCGCGCCCGCAGCAGCUGACGGUGUCGCCGCUCGGGUGGGACAACUUGGAGCGAAUCAUGAAUGAGACUGAAUAACUUCCUUAUUUUAAUCACAACCACUUAGCUAUUUUUUGUGAAAAAGUUUUUAUACUAACAAUAACUUUUUACAAGCUUUUUUAUAAUUAAUAACUUCUAACCUCCCACAAACAUUUUUGUCCAAAAUUUUCGACGCUAAAAAAUUAGUGCACAUUUAAACCUUUAAGACACAACUUUGUAUACGAUACCUAUAGUUCAUAAUCUUCUUAACCUAUAUUCUUAUGUAAACUUUUUCAAGAACUCUUCCCAUUCAUUUAUACCAUACACCCUUCGAUUUAUAAUCGAAUAUUAUUA
This is a messenger RNA of Helicoverpa armigera (cotton bollworm), 1111 nucleotides long. RefSeq lists its product as uncharacterized. The record is from RefSeq and is a predicted model, not a curated record. Lineage: Eukaryota; Metazoa; Arthropoda; Insecta; Lepidoptera; Noctuidae. Bases 134 to 817 code for a protein of 227 amino acids. The transcript is spliced from 5 exons.